AUGGACGUCACCGCAAGGCGCGGAAGGCAGUGACGUUCGCAUCGGGAUGGCGCGAGAUUCAGAGCGUGGGCUGAGUUGUGUGUGUUUAUUUUAAUUUUAAAUAUUAGGGUUCUAAACUCAACUGAAAUAUCGUAAAACAGUGAGAGGAUGCAGCUAUUUUGCUCGUCUGGCAAAUACGUUAUUUUAAGGGAGGCAAGAUAGGAAUUAAAAUAUCGCAUAUAAAUACUUGCGUAUUUAUAAAAAAAAUAAGAUAAAAAAAUAAAUAAUAAUAAAAAAUAUCACGUUUUUUUUUUUCUUUAUUCACUCACCCUGCAGUACGUUUUAAAUAUAUCUGAUAAAGGAAGAUUUCGAGUUUUUUUUCGGUGCUUAGUAAUAUUUUAAUACGCGUCUGUGUUUACUAAUAAGACUACUACUAAUAAUUGAUAGUAAUUAAUUGUGCCGGUACUGUAUUGGCGAUGGCGGACUCUCUGGUUGAGAUGAGCGACAGUGAGGAUGAGAGUCAGGAGGUGAUGACGCCGGCGGAGCUCGUUACCAAACUGGAGGAGAUAUGGUUGAACGAGAAGCUCUCACCUGAGCUCCUGGAAAAUAAAUCGGAGAUCGUGGAGUGUGUGAUGGAGCAGCUGAACCACAUGGAGAAGAAUCUCCAGCGAGUGAAGGGUGUGGAUCUGAGAGCGGGUGUGCACCGCAUGGAGACGGAGAGGAUCCGCUACGUGCUGAGCAGUUACCUGCGCUCCCGGCUUCAGAAGAUUGAGAAGUAUUUUCCCCACAUCUUGGAGAAGGAGAAAUCCCGCGCCGAAGGGGACCCGUCCUAUCUGUCUCCAGAGGAAUUCGCGUUUGCAAAAGAGUACCUGGUGAACACAGAGACCUACCUGAAGAGCGUCGCGCUGAAGCACAUGCCCCCCAACCUGCAAGCCGUGGACCUGGGCAAAUCGGUGCAGAAGCCCAAUCUGGACUCCUUUGUGUUCCUGCGGGUGAAGCAGAGGCAGGACAAUAUCCUGGUGGAGCCGGAGACCGACGAGCAGAGGGAGUAUGCCAUUGAUUUGGAGGAGGGUUCCCAGCACCUGAUGCGCUACCGCACCGUAGCACCCCUAGUGGCCAGUGGAGCUGUGCAGCUCAUUUAGCAGAACAGUGUCUGAACGGUUGGAUACAGCCAGGCGAUGUCUCUUCCAAACCCUGCCCUGCGGAGCCAGCGCCUCUUCCCCCCUGUUCCUUUCACUGAUUGUGGUGCUUUUCUGACAUGGACUAGGCCAAGACCAUCCGGCUCAUUUCAAUUGUGGCUGAAGGCAGGCCUCCAGAGGCUGGUGCGUUAACCCACUGUGCCAGCUGUCCCUGCAAGCCUCCAGCAGACAUGGCUCCCCCUGUGAACCUUUCCAGGCACGCCCUUUCUGACGCUGUGUCAUUUCAGCAGCAUCGCCAGAGAGCAGCCCUUUAAUCCUAGUGAAAGCUGUAAGAGUUGUCUUUUAAUAAAGGUCCUGUCACGCG
Messenger RNA from Acipenser ruthenus (sterlet), 1482 nucleotides. RefSeq names its product DNA replication complex GINS protein SLD5-like. The record is from RefSeq and is a predicted model, not a curated record. Gene Ontology annotation, cellular component: GINS complex. Bases 456 to 1121 code for a protein of 221 amino acids. The transcript is spliced from 8 exons. Lineage: Eukaryota; Metazoa; Chordata; Actinopteri; Acipenseriformes; Acipenseridae. Gene Ontology annotation, biological process: DNA-templated DNA replication; double-strand break repair via break-induced replication.